This is a messenger RNA of Cyprinus carpio (common carp), 4179 nucleotides long. Its product is annotated as semaphorin-3ab-like. Lineage: Eukaryota; Metazoa; Chordata; Actinopteri; Cypriniformes; Cyprinidae. Gene Ontology annotation, molecular function: chemorepellent activity; neuropilin binding; semaphorin receptor binding. Gene Ontology annotation, biological process: semaphorin-plexin signaling pathway; negative chemotaxis; positive regulation of neuron migration. The record is from RefSeq and is a predicted model, not a curated record.
UGUGUGUGAUAUUUCUGAACAGAGCACACACAGAGAGAGUGUGUGUUUACUCCGUGCUAGAGUCGCAUGAGUGUGUGUGUGUGUGUCAGACAGCCAUGAAGAGGAUGCAGGCUCUCUUCUGCUUAAUUUCACUGGCAGCACUUCUAACAGAUGCAUGGAGACCAUCACAACCACGACUGCACUUCCAAAACUCAGAGCUGAUGCGGAGCGGCAGGCUCAUAUCUCUCUCUGUGCCCGCUGGAGAUCUGAACUCUCUGCUGCCGGAUGAAGACGGUCGUCGUCUUUACAUUGGUAUGAAAGAUUAUCUGCUGUCCACCAACCUGGAUGAUAUUACUCAAACCCCCUGCAAGAUAUACUGGCCUGCAAGUCCUGAUCGGAUCCAGAACUGUAUCAUGGCUGGAAAAAACCUGCAGACGGAUUGUGCAAACUUCCUGCGUGUGUUAGAGCUGUAUAACCAAACACAUCUUUACGCCUGUGGGACUGGAGCGUUCAACCCUCGCUGUGCCUUCAUCCCCACCAACCUCUUCCUCAGGGCUGAGGAACAAAUGCUGCAGUAUGAAGACACAGAGUCAGGGAAGGGAAAAUGUCCUUACGACCCUCACCAGAGAACAGCUACGGCCAUGAUAGAUGGAGAGCUGUACGCUGGCAUCUCAUCUGACUUUCUAAGUCAUGAUACUGCUUUUAUUCGGAGUCUGGGGGAGCGACAUGUGAUUCGCACUGAACAAUACGACUCUACAUGGCUGCAAGGUGCUGAAUUUGUACAUGUUGCAGCGAUGUCAGAGAGUGAUAAUGAGGAGGAUGAUAAGGUUUACGUGUUCUUCACUGAGCGCGCCCAGGAGGCAGAGGGGGCUGCUGGGAAGGUCCUCUAUUCUAGAAUCGCCCGCGUCUGCAAGAAUGAUAUUGGUGGUCAGCGUAGUUUGGUUCAUAAAUGGAGCACCUUUCAGAAAGCUCGUGUUGUUUGCUCAGUACCAGGACCCGACGGCAUACAGACACACUUUGACAAACUCCAGGAUAUUUUUAUUCAGCGUGGAAAGGAAAAAAAGAACCCCCUUAUCUAUGGGCUCUUCACCACUACCAGCAAUGUCUUGAAUGGAUCCGCUGUGUGCGUCUACAGAAUGCAAGAUAUUAUUAGAGCUUUUAAAGGAAAUUUCCUUCAUAGGGAGGGUCAACAGUACAAGUGGACGGAGUAUACAGGCAAAGUUCCCUAUCCCAGACCAGGCACAUGUCCCAGCAGCACAUAUGGAGGGUUCAAAUCAACAAGGGAAUAUCCUGACGAUGUCAUCUUCUUUAGCCGCACACAUCCUUUAAUGCAGGAAGUGGUAAAUCCACUUGGGGGUCAUCCUUUGCUCAUCAGAGUGGGCGUGCCUUAUAAACUGACCCGCCUCCUUGUGGACAGAGUGGAGGCGGUGGAUGGACAAUAUGACGUGCUGUUCAUUGGCACAGAUUCUGGCCUGGUUCUGAAAGUGAUUCACCUCCCUAAAGCUAACGGACAGAAUCAGGAGAUCACUCUGGAACAGCUGCAGGUUUUUAAGAACAAGUCACCAAUCACGGCCAUGACGCUGUCCAAGAAAAAGCAGUGGCUGUUUGCUGGAUCAGCAGAGGGUGUGGUUCAAUUGGGUCUGUUCCACUGCGAUUUGUACGGCCAAGCCUGCGCUGAAUGCUGUCUUGCUAGAGACCCAUACUGCACCUGGGAUGGCCACUCUUGCAGCCCUUACAUGCUGACUGCACGCAGAAGAAACAUUCGUCAGGUUAAUGAUGACGGCAACCCGCUGAACCAGUGUGUCAGACAGGGAGCUGGUCUUCAGGUGGAGGCAGAGGAGAAGACAUUAGUUGUUGCCGUGGGUAACAGCACCUACCUGGAGUGCCUACCCAAAUCUCACCAUGCCACAGUCACCUGGUUUAAAGACGUAGGUGAGAACAGCCUGGAGCAACAUAAGGUCACACCUGGGGAGCAGCUGGUUGUCAUUGACAGGGGCAUCCUCAUUCCCCGGGCUGAGCUAAAUCACGGCGGUGUUUAUCACUGUCAGCUAGAAGAACAUGGAUUCCGCUGGACAGCCGUUACUAUUCGUUUAAUUGUGUGGAGCCCCACAUUUGUCUCCGCCCAGCCAUGGUACCAGGAUGUGAUGGCAUUGAUCAACCACGGCAAACUGGAGCGACACUGCAAAGAACUCAGUCAGCGUCACAGCAACAAGGAAUCAGGGAAUCACAAGCAUAACAAACAGGACAGAAAGAGAGCAGACCGGCACAGGCACAGAGGAGGGGCAGAGAAGGAGAAAGGAAGGGGGCGGAAGAACCGGAGCCAAAUGCAGAUUUCAGCAAAGAGGCUGCCAAGGAGCGCAUAGAACAAAUCGCAGGUGUUUACAAAGCUGCUCAAAACAAAAGAAUUCAACAAAACAUGCAAUAUACAGUAUAUUCACAUUACAUUUAAGCAUGCAUGGCAUCAUGUUAACAGACUUUUGCUUUGUUUCAAAUCCUAAUGAGCUGCCUGUAUGCGGCAACAUUGUCAAGCAACAAGCUCAAAAAUAUACAUGCAAGAUAGGGGAUGAGAAGAGAACAAUGUUGAUAAACUUAUAUUUCUUUCAGUUCAUUCAAAGAAGUAUAUCAGUAUAGAUAGUUCAAAAGUUUGGGCUCAGCAAGAUUUUUUAAAAUACAUUUGUUGUGCACAAAAUUGCAUUAAAUUGAUCAAAAGUGACAGGAAAGAUAUUAUGAAAGAUUUAUAUUUCAAAAAAUUGUACCACUGUUCCCACAAAAGUAUUAUUCAGCACAACUGUUUUCGACAUUGAUAGUAAUAAGAAAUGUUUCUUGAGCACUAAAUCAGCACAUUAGAAUGAUUUCUGAAGGAUCAUGUGAAAAUGAAGACUGGAGUAAUGGAUGCUGAAAAUUCAGCUUUACCAUCCCAGUAAUAAAAUACAUUUUAAAAAUAUAUUAAAAGAGAAUUUUAGUUGUUUUACUGUAUUUUUGAUCAAAUUGAUGGUGAGCGUGACUUUUUUCGAAACAUGAAAAAAAUCUUUUGAGCAGUAGUGUAAUUAAGAACAUAUUAUUUUAACAAAUAUUUCAUGUGUGUUUUGACAUGCUAAUUAUAAACUUGAUUGCAUCUCAAGAAUGUUUGUUGUCCAGAAUUGUAGAGUGUUUCUAAUUUCUUAACGAGUUCAUUGACAAGUAGAAUGCUGCCUAUGCAGGCAAUAAAACAGCUCACUAGGUUUUGGAACAAAGCUCUGUAUCAUGUGAAGAACUGUUGCUAUAAGAAUGAACUGAAUUAGGUCUGAAUCAAGAAGAACUGUUUACUUUAAUAUUAAAAAUAAUUGAUUAUUUGAGGACUGUGUUAAGCAUAUUUGAAAAAUCUUUUAGGGCAAGGGAGUGUCCCCAAAUUAUCCUCUGACGAACAAAAGACAAAUCUUCCAAAGUUAGGGAGCAUCUUAAAAUGUUCUUUGUUUAAAAAGACUGUAUUGAAAUGUAUUUCCUAAUUUAUCUUUCAUGGUAUUUAUUUUCCUUGUGUUUUUGUGGUUUGUUUUGAUAUUGUCUUGCAUUUUAAGUGUAAAAAUUGUACAUGGUAUUAUUUUUACAAAUAUUUGAAUAGGGUGUAAUUCUGUCUCUGAAAUCACUCAUUAAGGUUUCGAGAAAUGUAUUUAAAUUAAUCAACGAAAGCAAAAGUCCCAAAAUAUAACAGAUCCUGUAGGAUGAUGAACACUGUGUUUCUCUGGGGAACGAUGGAGGCACAAAGGGUGUGUUAUUUUACUGGACAGAAACAGCAGCUAUUUUCUCCUGCACACGGACAGAUGCAUGACUGCCAAGAAGUUUGGCACCCGCCCUGAAGUGCCUCCAAUCAGAAGGAUGGAAAAAUUAAAAAUAAAUUAGGCAAAAGGGAUUUAAAGGCUUUAAAGUACGGUACAAAAACAGAGAGAAGAGGAGCAAAUUAAAAUGCUGUCAGACCCACACCACAUGACAGAGACAGAACCAGAGAUCUGUGGAUAUGUUGGAGCAGCUUGGUUCGCCAGGAGACUCAAACAAAACUCAAAUGUUGUUGUCAUAAAAUACAUAAAAAUUAAUAUAUGUUUCAUGUUCAUGUUUUACAUAUGGUAAAUCCUGUGUAAUUUAAACCUUGUGAAUUGUGUGACUAUGUCUUACCUUAAACUGUAAAUCUUAUGGACUUUGAACCUUGAAUAAAUUGUUUUGGAAGAC